This is a messenger RNA of Poeciliopsis prolifica (blackstripe livebearer), 2160 nucleotides long. It is a transcript of the gene tm4sf1, whose product is annotated as transmembrane 4 L six family member 18. NCBI's taxonomy places the organism in Eukaryota, Metazoa, Chordata, Actinopteri, Cyprinodontiformes, Poeciliidae. The record is from RefSeq and is a predicted model, not a curated record. Gene Ontology annotation, cellular component: membrane. The transcript has 4 exons. The coding region runs from base 342 to 932 and encodes 196 amino acids.
GUCAUUAAACAUGUCAGCUGUUUCUUCUGACUGAAGUUAUUUUUUUCCAUCCUGAUUUUGUCUCUGCUGACUAACGGCCUGAGGGAAACUCCGUCAUCCUCGUUGGAUUUUUGUUUUUCCGUUCGUUCGGGUCUCGUCAGCAUGAACGUGUUUCCUUCUUUGUCAUGCCAGAACCCCCUCCACCCUUUAACUCCGACACAACCGGCUUCCUGUCCCUUCAGCUGUUCCCCUCCUCUCCUUCCCAGAGCCUCUCCAGAGCCUCUCCAGAGCCUCUCCAGAGCCGCUCCAGCCGCUCCGCCGUCUCCUUCUGCUCGUUGUGAUUUUGGUGUUUUUGUUUUUCGAUGUGCUGCUCGGUGGGUUUUGCCCGGUCUUUGGGCCUGGCUCUGCUGCCGCUGGCACUUUGCAGCAUUUUGGCCAACCUGCUGCUGCUGUUUCCAAUGGGAGAAAUCUCCUACAUCCAGCAGGACCGACUCGCCGGAUACAUCUGGUACUUUGGUGGACUGGGAGGCGGAGGGCUGCUGAUGCUGAUUCCAGCUGUGGCCUUUAUCACUCUAGGGAAAUGCAGCUGCUGCUGGAAUGAAAGCUUAAUGAUGUGCGGCUCGGUUCUGGCGGCCAUCGUCGGCCUCCUGGGCUCUGGUUACUGCUUCGUCAUUUCAGGCCUGGCUUUGGUUCAGGGCCCCAACUGCUUCACCUCCUAUGGGUGGUCGUACCCCUUCGCAGACCAGCGCGGCAGGUAUCUGUUGCAGCCUGAAAUUUGGUCGCGGUGCCUCCAGCCCAUCAACAUCGUAGAAUGGAACGUCACUCUGCUGUGCGUGUUACUGGGCCUCGCAGUGCUGGAGUUCAUUAUCUGCCUUUUACAGCUUGGAAACGGUUUAGUGAACGCCAUCUGCCGGCCCUGCUGCUACAAGCAGGAGUACAGUCUCAACGCUUAGAGAGGCACAUCUGCACAGACGCUGAGCCUAUCAGCUGUUUCAUGCUGAUGAGCUACAACAGGGACGUCAAACUCAUUUUCAUUUUGGGCCUUAUCAAGACCAUCAGUGUUCUCAAAGGGCCGGCUGUACCAGAAUGCAUUCAUAAAACAAAUAACAAAAUGUUCAAAUUUUAAUAAAUUGCUGUGUCUCAAUAUGUGCUUCUUAAAAUUAAAUAAUAAAGAACAACAUUGCAACAUUGUAAGUAGAGAAAAAAAGUGUCAAUUUCCACCCAAAGACUCAUAAAUUAGAGUUUAAGCUCAAAAACUUUUGAGAAAAUCUUUGAAAUUCCUGAACUUGAAAAAUUUGUAAUUUAAGUACAAAAAUCUGAAAUUUUGAGAUGAAACUUUUCUAGAAUUGGAUAUAGGUUUUGAGUGUCAAAAGUCGAAGAUUUUCCGCUUUUGAAACUCAGAAAUUUUCAAGCUUUUUUUUUUUUGGAAAUUUCUGAGAUCCACCUCAAUAGUUCUGAGUUUUUUUCUAGCAAAUGUUCAACUUUUCAAGACCAGAAAUUUUCAAGUUUUCACACAAACAUUUCUGAGAUUAAGCUCAAAAUUUCUGAUUUUUUUUCUUUUAAAACUUAGAAAUUCCAAGUAUUUUCUAGGGAAUUUCUGAGGUUACUCUCAAAAGGAUUUUUUUUGCCAGACAUUUUCUCCAGUGUUUUGUAUCCACAGUGGGUUGUUGGAGCCGCUGCAGGAUUUUACAAUUUUGUGAUUUUUUUGUUGUUGCAAUCAACAUAAGUGAUUGUGCAGAGCUAACUUAGAAAUACAUGCAAAAAAUGUUGUGAUAUUUAUAAAUGAUGUAUGUAAAACAGCAAAUGUGACUUUUUGUACUUGUCUCUUCGAUCAGGACUAAAAUAACGUUGAGGCAGCAAUGAAAUAGAAGUAAGAAAUGUGGAGUGACUUUGUUGUUGUUGAUUGGUUGUCUUUUAAAUUACUCGCCUCUGUCUCACAAAAUAAAGUCGGAUGUCUUCUUUAUGCAGUGUGUGAAUCAAAGUACCUUCAACCUUCAAGUGUCCUUUUAUCACAUUUUUAGGUGUCUUGUGUUUUUUACCUGUUGCUGUAAAUUGAUACCUUGAUAUCUGUCAGUUGGUGGUUCAUCAUUAAAUGACAUUUUAUAUUUGUUUUAGUUCUUUUUUAUAAUGUGCUGUUUAUUUGUGCUGCAUUGAGUAAAUAAAUCAUUUCAACGUCAUUUA